GUUAGAAAUCUCAGCACAUGACAUGUUUUUACCAUCUGAGCUGUUGGACGCGGCCAUGGCGCUGUCGAAAAGUGCAAGAACCGCCGUUCCUGGAUCGCAGUGAAGCACCGAAAGUUCAUCAUCCACAAGUGGAUGAUGCGACCAUCGUGGAUUACGUGGAUGAUGUGGAUUCUGAUGGGAAAAAACUAAAAAAACACAACAAAAUCUGGAAGUUGAAGGGAAACGGAGCUAUUGGCGAUCUGCAUGGAGCUCUUGGUACCGAUGGCUACGCUGAUGAGCUAUGGCCAGCGGCUACAGGAGGAUUUCUGGGCAACCUUGGCAGGAACCGAUGAUUGUAUUACUCUGCAGGCAAGAAGUGGUGAUCUUGUUGAAGCGCCACUGGGAACCUGACUUGCUGCUUUGCAGCUGUUUCAAUAUGUCCUACAAAUAAUGCAAAGCUUGUUGGUCGCUUCUGUGGAUUCAAAUUCUUCGGAUGAGCAUUUCCUCACGCCACUGCACGUUGCCUGUGCCGAAGGGAAUUUCGAAAUGGUGCGUUUGAUCGUUUCUCACGGAAGCAGCGUGAAUCGUUUGGACGUCCACGGCCAUGGACCACUGUGGCAUGCGGCGCAGCAGGGCCAUGGUGAGAUCAUUCAGUUUUUGAUUCAGGAAGGUGCAGUGGUGAAUUCCAUUGAUCAGUUCGGUGCAACGCCUUUGCACGUCGCAGCAGAGAACGGUCAUUGCCUUGUUGUGAAGCACUUGCUACAGGCUGAUGCUGAGAUCAUCAAGGAUGUCUACGGCACCGUGCCGCACGUCAAUCUUUGAGGCUGCUAGGAGUGAUGGCAUUCUUGCGUAGAACACGCUCGUCGACUGCUGAGCAGGGGAUGUGGG
This is a messenger RNA of Cladocopium goreaui, 867 nucleotides long. Lineage: Eukaryota; Dinophyceae; Suessiales; Symbiodiniaceae. The record is from the annotation of a GenBank genome assembly.